AUGAAGAUCUUAAUUGUAUUUCUCUUUUUAUUAAUCUCUUCUAUUGAAUUACGUCGUCAUGAUGACGAUAUGUAUGACUUAGAUGAUAUUCUGAAUACCAACUAUAAUCAUAAGCGUCGUCCACAUAAGCAAAAUUUUUAUGAUCAAAAUGAUGAUGAACAAUAUUAUCCAUCAUCAUAUCAAGAUGAAAAAUUGUCUCCAUCACAUAAAAAACCUUUUGAUCAAAACGAUGAUAUUAGCGAAGAAUCUGAAAAUAACGAUGAUAUAACAGAUAAAAAAAUACCAUCAUCAAAGCCAACAAUUAAACAAAAUGAUUUAUCUGAUACAUUAUUAUGUACUAAUAAAUAUGAUAUUAAAUCUGAACAAUUAGUUAAAGUAAAAGAAUUAAAAAAUGGUGCACAUAUGAUACGAUAUGUUCUUAUUGAUAAAAGAUCAUUAUCAUCAAAUAUGAAUAUUCAAGAUAAUUGCAUGCUUAAUUGUUGUGAAGAAACAACUUGUGAUUUAGCUAUGCUUAGCGAACAACCUACUCAUGAUGGUUAUAAAUGUUAUUUAUUUGCUUGUAAUGGUAGUUGUAUAUUAGCAUCACAUCAAGAUUAUACAAUUAUGAUACCUAAAAAGGAUUCAGCAUAUUAUACGAAAUCAAUAACGAAAAAUAUUGAUGAAAAAUUAACAUCAACAAUUGCUAAUGUUAUCGUAACAGAGAAAAAAUCAUAUUUUCGUGAAACAGCUGUUAUUUUAUUUCUUGUUUUGGGCCUUCUAUGUACAAUUAUUUUAUUUAUUAUACUCUGUUGUUAUUGUCGAAGAGUACGAAAUGGCCGUAGACUGAAAAAUUAUGCUGUUGAUGCUGAUUAUUUAAUCAAUGGACUUUAUCUAUAA
This is a messenger RNA of Rotaria sp. Silwood2, 876 nucleotides long. The record is from the annotation of a GenBank genome assembly. Lineage: Eukaryota; Metazoa; Rotifera; Eurotatoria; Philodinida; Philodinidae.